GCCAUUUGUAGUUGUGUAGCCGUGUAGGCUCGGUUGUUUUUAUGUUUUUUCAGGCUGCAAACAUGUCCCACCACCAGUUCUGCUUCCAACAGGUCGGUGGUCGUUGCAAGCCCUUGGGUGCUGGAGAGAUCGUGCCAGGAAUCGCGCCAGCCACCCCUGAACAGAUCCGGGCCUCGCAGCAACGGCGGGCGGAGCAACGGCGGGCACUCAAGGAGCAGUGUAAUUACGGAUCCGGGCCUCGCAGCAACGGUGGGCGCUGGAGCCGGAGCAACGGCGGGCACUCAAGGAGCAGAGAAGCAAAGCACGCCAGGAACUGGACUGGAAGGCGGUCAAAGAAUUUCUUGACUUGCACCAGUUCAGCGACGAGAAUGAUGCAGCUACUCUCCAAAUUUGGCGCCACCUGUGCUCCAGUUCGCUGGGCCGGCAGCGAAGCUUCGCUAGUGUCCGGUGCUGGUGCAUUAGAGGGGACGCGCUUUUAAAUUACUAUAUAGAGGAGGCUGGCAGUGGAACACAUUUGGAC
Durusdinium trenchii is the source of this 520-nucleotide messenger RNA. The record is from the annotation of a GenBank genome assembly. Lineage: Eukaryota; Dinophyceae; Suessiales; Symbiodiniaceae.